GAUUAUACUAUUCAACAAGAUUGGGAGACCUGGCUAAAGGAAAGAAAGGCUAUUCAAGUUUGUUGGUCAAUUCAUGACACAAAUAUACAUGUACAACAGGAUUUUAAUUCAAUUGUCAAGGAAAGUGAUGACAAUACUGACAUCAUUGGUGAUGAUAAGUUAACCAAUAAUGAUGAAUAUGAUUCUGAUGGUAGUUAUGAUCAGUGUUGUACAUGGGACAUGUCCUGA
Molecule: messenger RNA, 228 nt
Organism: Entrophospora candida
Lineage: Eukaryota; Fungi; Glomeromycota; Glomeromycetes; Entrophosporales; Entrophosporaceae
Source: the annotation of a GenBank genome assembly